Molecule: messenger RNA, 3877 nt
Organism: Centropristis striata (black sea bass)
Lineage: Eukaryota; Metazoa; Chordata; Actinopteri; Perciformes; Serranidae
Product: procollagen galactosyltransferase 1-like
Exons: 12
Coding region: 312-2141 (609 amino acids)
Molecular function (GO): procollagen galactosyltransferase activity
Source: RefSeq, a predicted model, not a curated record
AGUCUGGCUGGCCUGUUAGAAUACAAGAGGAUAUUUAGUUAUAAUACAGUAAUUCUCAAGCGAAACCUGGCAACGACUCUCCUUAUUAUUAUUUUUCCUAUCUCAACGAGGCAAAGAAAGCGGCCCUUCGAUUCUCUGUUAAGGAAACCGAGUUCCCCUUAAACCAGCCCAGACCUGCCCUUUAAUCCAGCCAGCUCCGCCGCCAUGUCUCCACUGUCGGCGUAACACAACAGCGGGACCCUCAGCCUCCACAUCCUCCGUCCCUUCUCUGUCCGACCGCCGCGUCACCAGCGAGUUUCUCUCCCCCUGCCAUGCCCCGGGUCACCUCACUACUGCCUGCCCUGCUGUUCGUCCUCCUGCCGGGCCCGAGCCGGGGUUAUUUCCCCGAGGAGCACUGGAGCCCCGAGUCACCGCUCCUCGCUCCCCGGGUCGUCGUCGCGCUGGUCUGCCGCAACUCGGCGCACUCCCUGCCGCUGUUCCUCGGAGCCCUGGAGCGGCUCAACUACCCGAAGGACCGCAUUGCGCUGUGGGUGGCGACAGAUCACAACACAGAUAACACCACUGCCAUCCUGAGAGACUGGCUUAUCAAGGUGCAGAAUGACUAUCACUAUGUGGAGUGGAGACCUGAAGAUGAACCCAGUGCCUUUGAAGAUGAGGUGGGGCCUAAGCACUGGAAUAAUCUCCGUUAUGAACAUGUAAUGAAGCUUCGUCAGGCAGCGCUGGAGACCGCCCGCGAGAUCUGGGCCGACUACCUGCUGGUGGCCGACUGUGACAACCUGCUCACCAAUACGGACUUGUUGUGGAAACUGAUGAAUGAGAACAAGACUAUUGUAGCACCGAUGCUGGAGUCCAGAGCGGCGUACUCUAACUUCUGGUGCGGCAUGACUUCACAGGGUUACUACAAGCGUACACCAGCCUACAUGCCGAUCCGUAAGCAAGAGCGUCAUGGUUGUUUCGCCGUACCGAUGGUCCACUCCACCUACCUGGUGGACCUACAGAAAGAGGCCUCCCGUCAGCUGGCUUUUUAUCCACCACACCCUGAGUACAGCUGGGCUCUGGAUGAUGUCAUCGUCUUUGCCUACUCGGCUCGCAUGGCAGAUGUGCAGAUGUACGUGUGCAACAAAGAGGCUUAUGGGUAUUUCCCAGUUCCAAUGCGUUCCCACGGUACCGUGCAAGAUGAGGCGGAGAGCUUCAUACAUACACACCUUGAGGUCAUGGUGAAAAAUCCUCCAUUGGAGCCCUCCAGCUUCCUGUCUCUUCCUCCCAAGCAGCCUAACAAGAUAGGCUUUGAUGAGGUGUUUAUGAUAAAUCUGGUGCGGAGAUCUGACCGUCGUGAGCGAAUGCUAAGAAGUCUGUAUGAACAGGAGAUCAGCUGUAAGGUUGUUGCUGCUGUGGAUGGCAAAGCUGUGAACAUGACUGAUAUAGAGGCUAUGGGGAUUAAGAUGCUGCCGGGUUACAAAGACCCUUAUCAUGGUCGGCCUCUCACCAAGGGCGAGCUGGGUUGUUUCCUCUCUCAUUACAACAUCUGGAAGGAGAUCGUAGACCGCGGUCUGAAGACCUCUCUCGUCAUCGAGGACGAUCUACGAUUCGAGGUGUUCUUCAAGCGACGCCUCCAGACGCUGCUGCAGGAGGUGACGACACACAAGCUGGACUGGGAUCUCAUUUACAUCGGGCGGAAGCGGAUGCAGGUGGACCACCAAGAGAAGUCUAUACCAAAGAUCCACAAUCUGGUGGAGGCAGACUACUCCUACUGGACACUAGGCUACCUGUUGUCACUACAAGGAGCCCAGAAGCUCCUCAGGGCCGAACCUCUGACCAAGAUGCUUCCUGUCGAUGAGUUCCUCCCUGUCAUGUACGACAAACAUCCAAUUUCAGAGUACAUGGACCACUUUGAGAGCCGGGACCUGCGUGCGUUUUCUGCCGAGCCACUUCUGGUGUAUCCAACUCAUUACACAGGAGACGAGGGCUACAUCAGUGACACGGAAACAUCGGUGGUCUGGGACAACGAGACGGUCAAAACCGACUGGGACCGAGCUAAGUCCAGGAAAACUCAGGAGCAAGGGGAGCUGAGCUUCGAGGCCCAGAACUCUGAUGUGCUGCAGUCAGAGCUGGAGAACUGGAGCGCACGGGACGAGCUGUGACGACGGAGAGGAGGAGAGACAGAGAGAACUCUGGCAAACAGAGAUAAGGAUGAGGGGCAUAGAACAAAGCUGUGAUAGUGGGCGCAAAGGAUAAGAUGGAGAGAGUUUAACAGAAUGCAGGAGAGGAGAGAGGAAAGGCAGAGUAGAUGGACAGGGUUGUGAGGGACAAAUGGUCAUCUUUCUUUUAGAGGUUAGAUGUAGAGUUAACUCUCAAAGAGUCAGCUUUUGUUUAAUUUAUUGCAUCCAAUGCCGACAAUAGCUCCAUCUUUAAAUGAUACUUUACCAAAUCUGGCGACCCAUCGGCUGUUUAGCCUCUGGGGGCCGGGGUCAGUAUUUCAGGAUAUUUGACCCAAGACGUUGUCUUCUGUUUGCUGGUCACUGUUAACACUGUGAUUUAACAACUUGAGACACAAGAAUCGUUAGGUCUAUAACACAUUUCAGGAAUAAUUUUAAAAAAAAAAACAAUACGAAGCUGAAUUUUUUCAUCAUACAAUAGCUGAUGGGUUCCAAGUUUACAAAGGUGACAUGCAUUGCUCUCCACAUGCAUCCAAAGCCUGCUUUAACAUGAUUGGUCAAUACUACUCAACAAAUGCAAAACAGAACGUUUCUGAUACCAGAAUCUUUUCUCCUUGACUACAGAUUCUGUAUUCAUAUGGGGAUAUCACUUUAUUGUAGAAGCUACUAAUGAUUAUUUUCGUUUUCCAUUAAUCUGCAGAUUAUUUUCUCAAUUAAUUAGUUCGAUCUACACAAAGUCAGAAAAUAGUGCAUUUUCUGCAUAGUGCCCAUUUUCUGAAAUCCCAAGGUGAAGUCUUUAAAUGUCUUGUUUUGUCACUCCAAACCUCAAAGAUAUUCAUUUAGAUAUGACAUUAACCGGAAAAAAAACAGCCUCCUUUCUACCAUUUUUGCCUUAAUUAAUCAGUUAUCAAAAUAAUUGGCAAUUAUUUUUUCCGUUAGUCAACCAGUCUUUGCCCCUUGAGUUUAUAGCGAUUAUAUUUUGCCCAGUUUCAUCGCAUUAUAAACUCCUCCAGAAAAAAACAAAACAAGACAAACAAAAUAGAAGAACACGCAGCAUUAAGCCCCAACAUGUCUCUGAUUGACUCGAUUGACAUAUCAACUGUCUGGCUGCAAAAUGCUUUAGUUUCCAAAAGGAACAUGAGUUAAUUUAUUAUGUGUAUGUGGGUAUGUCUCUUUACGCUAAGCUCUCAAGGCAGAAAACUCAGUAACUAAAAUCUUGCCUUUUCUAUACAGUGUUAUCCUCUCAGUGGUUCCCAAACGGUUUGGUUUUGACCACUUAAAAAGAACCAAUGUCAACUUGCAGCCCCUAAUCACCAGUUGUACCAGUUAGAUUUAUCUACUGGCUGUUCUUUUUCUGUUUUGUGUGACUUUUAAAACCUUUCUGUUUAGUUAAGCCAGUGUUAUUUAAGUUUUAUAUGGUUGUUACUUAAUAACCUUACAUGUUUUUCACUCAUGAAUGUAUCAGUGUUUUCUUUUAUUUGCUGUCAAACCUUCUUUUUCUUUUUACAUUUUGACAGCAGCUAUGUAUUGAUUUAGUGUUUCAGUGUUUCCCUUCAAGUCAUGUUGCAGUUUAAUCCUUAACAUGUUGCAUUUUGUUUAUUGAAGAUCCAAAAAACAAAUGAAUAUAGGUUUUUUAGUAACUUUUCAUGUUUUGUCUCUCUUUUGUGGUUACGUGUGUCUUUUUUUUUUAACCAAAGAAAAAAUAAAACCUUUUAUAAUGA